CUAGUUUUGUUUCCGGAAUUCAUUUCUGUGUGUGUAGUCUACCGUCUACAUUGUGAACUUUGAUUUCUCAAAACAUUGACUGAAUACUGCAAAUUACUAUUACUAUAAAUUGUUAAAUAUUUACAUAGUUCCAAGGACAUGUGCGAUAGCGUCGCCUUUCAUGCUCAGCUAGCUUCAAUAAUUGAGGUCUUGGCGAAUGCAGCCGUUGCCGAAAUCUGUAAACUUGUAGAUGAUGACCAUGCUGCCUUACGUAUGGAAAUUUCCCAUAGCCAGAAAGAAAUUGAUAACCUGCGGAGGAAGUUGCUUUUGACAAAAUACCAGAGUUCUCAACGGGGCACAGAGAAAUUCGUAACCCUGCGACGCACAGUUCACAGGCGCGACACCGAUCUUGUUGCCCGAGCAAGAGCGAGCUUCGUUGGAAAGUCAUCAGGCAGACAUGGAUAUUUGGAGAAUCGUUUUUCCAACAAUGAAGGGGACAACUUCACAAAGGAUGUCACGAACUGGAAAGACGCAAGACGCACAGCUAAAGACCAGGAUGGGAGCAUGCAGAUGGCAGAUAUGCAAGAGUCACCUCUUAUCAAAAUGGAAAACCUUGGCUCAAGCAGAACAGAAGAGAUUGUCCAACCGGUCAGUGAGAGCAGUGAGAAGAUCAUUGUGGCAGAACCAGGUUCUUCAUCAUCUACUGAACCCACAGACCUUCUGGACCAGCAGGGCAACAGACACAGAGCUCCAGACACCUCACUCAAUAUAGACCCUGAAAACCAGACGUUCCAGCAUCCAGCGUCACAAUACAACAGAGCAAGACAGGACCAUCAGGUUGCUGAGGGUGUGACCUGGGAAACUGACCAUCAACCCAUAGAAUACAGCCUGUCCCAAUGGACAGAGAACCAAGAGACUGACAACCCAACUGUGAAUGGUCCUCAUAAUUUAGGGCCAGACUCCAAGAGGCUGUCUGGACAUCAAGAGAGGAGAGGGGCACCAGGUAACUCAGGGGUCAGCAUGUCUGCUUUGGGCUCUCUAGACUGGCUGCCUGAUGUGGUGCUGGUGGACUCAGUUCCCAUUAAAGUGGAGGCAGAUAUGAGUUCAGAAUGGAGCAUAACCUGCCAAGAGGUGACAUCUGGAGAGGUCUGUUCAGACGGCAGGCAACUUGUGGACAACAGAGGAAGAGGGGGAAUGGAGUCUGGACAGACAAAGUGUCCCCCUGACACUGAAAACACAGAGCAAGGGACAACUGUAGGAUCAAUGUCCAAGAUGUCAGAUUUCAACAGACUGUCCUCCCCAAACAGCUUUUCAUCCCCAAGUGUUACUCUCCUCCAGGUUCCCCAAAGAGGGAAGCCAGCCCCCUUCCUGAAUUUCAACAGAGGCUACAAUUUUUCAUCGAAAGGCAAAGAAAAGCAGGCGCAACAGCUAACAUCUCACUCGCCCAAGAGGCAACUCCGGUGCAGCCUCUGUGGAAAGCUCUUCCCUCAGCCGGCGCAACUGCGGAGUCAUAUGCGGGUCCAUACAGGGGAGAAACCAUACGGCUGCAGCCACUGCACCAAGCGCUUCUCCCACAGGCACCAGCUGAAGAUGCAUGAGAGAGUCCACACCGGAGAGAAACCAUUUCACUGUGUCUACUGUGGGAAGUGCUUCACCCAGUCUAGUCACAUGAAGAGGCACCUCCUCGUCCACACUGGUGGCAGGCCACAGGACAUUGUGCUGCCCAAUCCCCGGAGGUACCAUGGUCUGGGGAAACCUCAUCUCCUGGAGCAUAGUGCUAAGGACAUGUCCGAUACUGUCGCAUUUCAUGCUCAGCUAGCCUCCAUCGUCGAGGUAUUGGCGAAUGCAGCCGUUGUCGAAAUCUGCAAACUUGUAGAUGAUGGCCAUGCUGCUUUACGUUUGGAAAUUUCCCAUAGUCAGAAAGAAAUUGAGAACUUGCGGAGGAAGCUGGUUUUGACAAAAUGUCAGACUUCUCGACGGAGCGCAGAGAGAUUUGGAGCCCUGCGACGCACAGUUCACAGGCACGUGGACACUAAUCAUGUUGCCCGGGGAAGAGGGAGCUUUGUAGUGAAGUCGACAGGCAGAAUUGGAUAUUUGAAGAAUCGUUUUGACGACAUUGAAGAGGGCAACUUCAUGCAGGAUGUCACUACCUGGAAAGACGCAGGACGCACAGCGACAGACCAUAAUGGGGGCAUGCAGAUGGCAGAUAUGCAAGAGGAAACUUGUGUCAAAAUGGAGAACCUUGACACCAGUACAAUAGAAGAGAUUGUCCAACCAGUCAGUGAGAGCAGUGAGAAGAUCAUUGUAGCAGAACCAGGUCCUUCAUCCUCUACUGAACCCACAGACCAUCUGGACCAGCAGGGCAACAGACACCGAGCUCCAGACACCUCACUCAAUAUAGAACCUGAAAACCAGACGUUCCAGCAUCCAGCGUCACAAUACAGCAGAGCAAGACAGGACCAUCAGGUUGCUGAGGGUGUGACCUGGGAAACUGACCAUCAACCCAUAGAAUACAGCCUGUCCCAAUGGACAGAGAACCAAGAGACUGACAACCCAACUGUGAAUGCUCCUCACAAUGCAGGGCCAGAAUCCAAGAGGCUGUCUGGACAUCCAGAGAGGAGAGGGGUGCCUGGUAACUCAGGGGUCUGCAUGUCUGCUUCAGGCUCUCUGGACUGGCUGCCUGAUGUGGUGAUGGUGGACUCAGUUCCCAUUAAAGUGGAGGCAGAUAUGAGUUCAGAAUGGAGCAUAACUGGCCAAGAGGUGACAUCUGGAGAGGUUUGUUCAGACAGCAGGCAGCUUGUGGACAACAGAGGAAGAGGGGGAAUGGAGUUUGGACAGACAACAUGUCCCCCUGACACUCAACAUGUAGAGCAAGGGAGAACUGUAGGACCAAGGUCCAAGUUUCCAGAUAUCAAUGGACUGUCCAACCGAAACAGCUUUUCAUCCCCAAGGGUUACUCUCCAACAGGUUCCCCAAAGAGGGAAGCCAGCCCCCUUCCCGAAUUUCAACAGAGGCUCCACUUCUUCAUCGAAAGGCAUAGAAAAGCAGCCGCAACAGCUGACGUCUCACUCCAGCAAGAGAUAUCUCCGGUGCAGCCUCUGCGGGAAGCCCUUCCCCCAGGCGUACCUAAGCAGGCACAUGCGGGUCCAUACGGGGGAGAAACCGUACGGCUGCAGCCACUGCACCAAGCGCUUCUCCCACAGCCACCAGCUGAAGAGGCAUGAGAGGGUCCACACCGGAGAGAAACCAUUUCAAUGUGUCUACUGUGGGAAGUGCUUCACCCAGUCCUGUCACAUGAAGAAGCACCUCCUCGUCCACACUGGCGGCAGGCCACAGGACGUUGUGCUGCCCUAAGUGUUCCAGGCUAUAGUUCAGACUAGAUACAGAUCUAGGAUCAGCUUCCUCUCCCACAAUCUUAACCUUGACCAUUAGUGGAUUUUUUAAAUUCUUUAAACUGACCCAACAUCAGCAUCUAAGGGCAACUUCACACUACUCCUCCCAGUGUAAUGAUAGGCAGGGCCUGGAGUUUUUCCUCACCAGGUGACCAGGCCAGGGAAAAACUCCUGGCCCUAGUUGUAAAUGGAAUGUCUCAACACUACUGUGGUUUAUAUAUGAAUACUGGGUCCAUGUGUUUUUCACUUUGAAUGGUUUCCUCAUUGAACGCUUCCCUCUGUGUGUAGUGGUAGUGUUUUCAGGUCAGCUGUCUUGAUGCUUGGUCCAGAGUGGAUUGAUCAUGUAUAAGUUAUUACAGGUGAAGAUUUUAAAUGUAUUUUAGUCAGUUAGCAGACGCUCUUAUCCAUAGCAACUUACAAGAGCAUUUAGGGUUAAUUGCUGUGCUCAAGGGCACGUUGACAGAUUUUUCAGCUUGUCGGCUAGGUGAUUCCAACCUGCGGCCUUUCAGUUAUUGGCUCAACACUCUUAACCGCUUGGCUACAUCCUUAUGAAUUUGUGUUUGUGCAGUGGGGAACCAAAGUACAAUAAUUAAGACUACAUUUCCAUUAACCUGUCAAUAAGACAGAUUCCCUAUCAGACUGAUAGACUGUAACGAUGUAGAUAGAUUUCAUAUCAUUGUGAACAGAGUUCCGGAAGCACUGGACAGGUGCCUGGGCGAGCAAGGCCUGUUGGUGGUUGAGAGUUUGUUGCUCGUCUCUGUUCGUACUUGGACACAGGGAUGAGGAGGAGGAAGGCGCAGGGUUCCCAGACACCAGCACACUCCUUGCCCUGGAAACGAACCUGGCGUCCCAGCAGUUACAAGGAGAGAGAGAGUACUGACUGGAAUGAGAUCUGAUCCUGAUCCCAAGUAGUUACUGAAAGGAGAAGCCAGUACAUUGUGGUUACAGGUCACUGUGAAGGACGACAUGUUAUUUAG
Oncorhynchus tshawytscha (Chinook salmon) is the source of this 4348-nucleotide messenger RNA. RefSeq lists its product as uncharacterized. The record is from RefSeq and is a predicted model, not a curated record. The transcript has 10 exons. NCBI's taxonomy places the organism in Eukaryota, Metazoa, Chordata, Actinopteri, Salmoniformes, Salmonidae. Gene Ontology annotation, molecular function: RNA polymerase II cis-regulatory region sequence-specific DNA binding; DNA-binding transcription factor activity. Gene Ontology annotation, biological process: regulation of transcription by RNA polymerase II. The coding region runs from base 139 to 3333 and encodes 1064 amino acids.